Messenger RNA from Saccharomyces kudriavzevii IFO 1802, 1302 nucleotides. It is a transcript of the gene WRS1, whose product is annotated as tryptophan--tRNA ligase WRS1. Gene Ontology annotation, molecular function: ATP binding; tryptophan-tRNA ligase activity. The record is from RefSeq and is a predicted model, not a curated record. The coding region runs from base 1 to 1302 and encodes 433 amino acids. The transcript has a single exon. Lineage: Eukaryota; Fungi; Ascomycota; Saccharomycetes; Saccharomycetales; Saccharomycetaceae. Gene Ontology annotation, biological process: tryptophanyl-tRNA aminoacylation. Gene Ontology annotation, cellular component: cytoplasm.
AUGAGCAACGACGAGAGUGUGGAGAAAAUCACCCAACAAGUAUCCGAACUAAAAACCGCCGACGUUAAAGAACAAGUUGUCACACCUUGGGAUGUGGAAGGUGGUGUUGAUGAACAAGGUAGAGCUCAAAAUAUCGAUUACGAUAAGCUGAUCAAACAGUUCGGUACCAAACCAGUUAAUGAAGAGACGUUGAAAAGAUUUCAACAGGUGACUGGCCGUGAACCACACCAUUUUAUGCGAAAGGGUUUAUUUUUCAGUGAGCGUGAUUUCACCAAAAUUCUAGAUCUUUACGAGCAGGGAAAGCCCUUUUUCCUGUACACUGGUAGAGGUCCCUCGAGUGAUUCCAUGCACCUGGGUCAUAUGAUCCCAUUCGUGUUCACGAAGUGGUUACAAGAGGUGUUCGACGUACCAUUAGUCAUUGAGUUGACUGAUGACGAAAAGUUUUUAUUCAAACACAAGCUAACGAUCAACGACGUCAAGAAUUUUGCCCGGGAAAAUGCCAAGGAUAUAAUUGCCGUUGGGUUUGAUCCAAAGAACACUUUUAUCUUCUCUGAUUUACAAUAUAUGGGUGGUGCGUUUUACGAAACUGUCGUCAGAGUCUCCAGACAAAUUACAGGAUCUACUGCAAAGGCCGUUUUCGGAUUCAACGACUCCGAUUGUAUUGGUAAGUUCCAUUUCGCAUCCAUCCAAAUUGCUACCGCAUUCCCAAGCUCAUUUCCUGAUGUUUUAGGUUUGCCUGAUAAGACACCAUGUUUGAUUCCAUGUGCCAUUGACCAAGAUCCAUACUUCAGGGUCUGUAGGGACGUAGCAGAUAAAUUAAAAUACUCUAAGCCCGCAUUACUGCAUUCCAGGUUUUUUCCAGCUUUGCAAGGUUCCACCACCAAGAUGUCAGCCUCUGAUGACACCACUGCCAUUUUCAUGACCGAUACACCAAAGCAAAUCCAAAAGAAAAUCAAUAAGUACGCAUUCAGCGGUGGUCAAGUAUCCGCCGAUCUACAUAGAGAAUUGGGUGGUAACCCCGAUGUCGACGUUGCAUACCAAUACUUGUCAUUUUUCAAAGACGACGAUGCUUUCCUAAAAGAAUGUUAUGACAAAUAUACAGCCGGUGAACUGUUGUCCGGUGAAAUGAAGAAGCUAUGUAUUGAAACUCUUCAAGUAUUUGUCAAGGCUUUCCAAGAACGUAGAGCCCAAGUAGACGAAGAGACUUUGAACAAAUUCAUGGUACCACACAAGUUGGUCUGGGGCGAAAAAGAAAGACUAGUGGCACCCAAACCAAAGGCAAAGCAAGAAAAGAAGAAAUAA